Myripristis murdjan (pinecone soldierfish) is the source of this 1377-nucleotide messenger RNA. RefSeq names its product leucine-rich repeat, immunoglobulin-like and transmembrane domains 3b (gene lrit3b). Lineage: Eukaryota; Metazoa; Chordata; Actinopteri; Holocentriformes; Holocentridae. The transcript is spliced from 5 exons. The coding region runs from base 1 to 1377 and encodes 458 amino acids. Gene Ontology annotation, molecular function: protein binding. The record is from RefSeq and is a predicted model, not a curated record.
AUGUAUCUGCUGAUGCUUGUGGUCACCUUUCAUUCUUACCUGAUGGCCGUCCACUCUUGUCCAUCUUUGUGCGCCUGCGGCAAUGGAAGCACUGGGAUAGGAGAGCUCAGGUGGGUGCAAUGCAGCGACCCUGGUAUCUCAGCUGUUCCCAUCAAUGCCCCGGCCAACACGGUCAAACUGCGCCUGGAGAAGACCUCAAUCACCAGAGUGCCCAGGGCAGCCUUCUACAACCUAUCAGAGCUGCAGUUCCUGUGGCUGACUUACAACUCCAUCACCUCCAUCCACCCCAGCAGCUUUGUUAAUCUGAAGGCGCUCCGGGAGCUUCGGCUGGACGGGAACCUCCUGUCUGCUUUUCCCUGGGAGGGGUUGAGGGACAUGCCUUACCUUCGAACUCUGGGCCUGCACAAUAACCGGCUGUCCAGCCUGCCUGCCCAUGCUGCUCUCUUUCUCCCUAACAUCACCUACCUGGAUCUCUCCAGCAACAGGUUAACUAUAUUACCUGCUGAGCUGCUGGAUCUUUGGUUCCCCCUUCCAGGACAACAGGGAGGUCCUGUGCAAAGAAGAGUUUUAGGUCUCCAUGACAAUCCCUGGCUGUGUGACUGCCAGAUCUCCAUGGCCAUGUCUUUGUCAAUGUCCCUGGGAAGCCCUGUUGUUCUCAUGGACCAGCUGCUGACCUGCAGCAGGUCUCUGGGGCAGUCAGGGCUGUUGCUAACCCAGGCAGACCUGUCCCGCUGUAUGAGGCCCUCAGUCCAGCCUGCAGCCACCAGAAUCGUUUCUCCACUGGGCAGUAACGUAAUCCUUCGCUGUGAUGCCACUGGCUACCCAACACCCACUCUGACCUGGAUCAAAGCCUCAGCUUAUACUGUUAUGCAGAAAUCUCCUCGAGUGGGAGUUCGCUGGUCAAUCAUUAGCCUCAAUGGUCUAUCGUACAAGGAUGCUGGUGAGUACCGCUGCCAGGCACGGAAUAUGGCAGGCAUAUCCGAAGCCCCUAUUAAACUUAAGGUGGUGGCUGUCACUGGAGCAUCUCGUUUCCCAAAGAUCAAGUCCCAGAAAACUCUAUCCAAAUCAUUAUCAAAAAACAGAAAGCAAAUAUUCUUCAAAAAGCCAAAACCCUCUCCAGCUGCGUCUUCUAUCUUCAUCUCCAAGAAGGAUAACCAGACACUGAUUAGUGUCAAAUCAUUUACUCCUGUUAACGAGACCCGGGCAACUGCUUUUGGUGCGGGGAAAGUGGUGCCCACGAAAAAGUACAUCAAAAGGCGCAAAAUAAACUUGCUGCCAGUGUCAAAGAGAAAGACCCGCAUGUUCAUCAAGACAACACCUGAGCUCCCAGGAAAGUCCACUAGUGCUUUGCUCUCAGAAACAGAGACAGCUUUAUGA